AAUUUUUUCAAAUCAUUAACGCACCCAAGGCGCAGGAGGGACAGACAGAGCUGCGGGGUUUACCGUAGAGAAGACACGACCGCAAAAUAGACACACACACACACUCUCUCUCUCUCUCUAAUAGUCAGCAUGCCCAUAUUGAGGCUGAAGGGAUUCUUUUUAGAGUAAAGAAGUUGAGGGAGAAGAAGAGUUAAUUAGAGACGGUGGUGCAAAGGAGUAAUCAUUCCCAAGGUUCGCCUUUGCCUCCCACGCAAAGAUCAAGACGAUGUCGAGGAGGAACAUAAGGAUGUUGGGAGAGUACCUUUACAGGAAGAAUCUGGAAGGAAAAGAGCGUUUGCUUUAUGAGAAGAAACGCAAAAUCAAAGAUGCUCUUGAAGAGGGAAAGCCAAUCCCAACUGAACUCAGAAACGAAGAAGCAGCUCUUCGUCAACAAAUCGACCUAGAUGAUGAACACACUGCUGCGCCUAUGUCUACUAUUGACUGUGAAUAUGCUCGUGCUGCUGAAAAGGAUCCCAAAAUUUUGAUUACCACUUCACUCAACCCAAGUGAUCCUCUCACUCGGUUUGCAAAGGAAUUGAAGAUCGUAUUCCCUAAUGCAAUACGAAUGAAUCGCGGCAGUCAGUUUGGGAAUACCGGAAAUUAUUGAAACUUGCCGUAUUCAUGAUUUUACGGAUGUUGUUGUAGUUCACGAGUUUAGAGGAGUGCCUGAUGGGAUUAUCAUCAGCCAUUUACCUUUCGGUCCAACAGCCCACUUUAGAUUACUCAGCGUGGUAACAAGACAUGAUAUUAAGGACAAAAAGGCUAUGGGAACAAUGCCUCAGGCUUACCCUCAUUUGAUAUUUAACAACUUCUCUACUAAGCUUGGUGAAAGAACUGUAAGUAUUCUAAAGCAUCUGUUUCCAGUCCCAAAGCUUGGCACGGAACGUAUUAUCGCAUUUGAUAACAAUUCAGAUUUUAUCUCAUUCAGGUACAAACUAGUACCACACUGGAGGAGCAAGAGAAAUUGAAUCAAACUAAAAUGGUUCAAUCCAAUCCAUUAGCAUGAGACCCUUUGGGAGAUGUCCAAAAACAAAUCUGUGAUGGUUAAGUCCAACCCAUUAGUAUGCUUCGUGUCGUUAUUGGGUACUGAACUAUGCCAGAAAAAUUGCAGGCACUAUACCUAUAAGAAAUGUGGAGGUCCCAAACCAGUUGAUCUGAAAGAGAUUGGCCCUCGAUUUGAACUCCAGCUUCAUAAGAUUGGGCUAGGAACUUUGGAUCAAGAUGGAGCUCAAACUGAAUGGGUCAUGAGACCAUAUAUGAACACCUCCAAAAAAAGGAAGCUUCUUGGGCAGUGACAGUCUGUUCCAUUCUUCUCAUGUUUUGCUGGUAAAGAGAGCAGAAAUGUGGUUCCUGCAAGAGGUAAAAUAUGGAAUGCUUUUGUGGGGAGGAGGGAGUACUAAGGAUGCUUCUAUAUAUGGG
This is a messenger RNA of Cuscuta campestris, 1458 nucleotides long. The record is from the annotation of a GenBank genome assembly. Lineage: Eukaryota; Viridiplantae; Streptophyta; Magnoliopsida; Solanales; Convolvulaceae.